Messenger RNA from Rhipicephalus microplus (southern cattle tick), 4557 nucleotides. It is a transcript of the gene msk, whose product is annotated as importin-7 msk. Gene Ontology annotation, cellular component: nuclear envelope; cytosol. Lineage: Eukaryota; Metazoa; Arthropoda; Arachnida; Ixodida; Ixodidae. The record is from RefSeq and is a predicted model, not a curated record. Gene Ontology annotation, molecular function: small GTPase binding. Gene Ontology annotation, biological process: protein import into nucleus.
UCUCUUGGGUGCGUCACCGGUGCAUGGUUCACGCGAAGCACGUUUUAACCACAGUUUUAUCGCUCCUUCGUGCCUCGCAACUCGCAUAACCAUGGACGCCGGCCAGCUUAUCGAUAUUCUCCGGGCCACCAUAGACCCAAACCAGCGAGAGACGGCGGAAAAACAACUCGAGCAGGUACACAAGAUCAUUGGCUUUGCGCCAUCUCUGCUGCAAGUUGUGAUGACGGCCAGCUUAGACAUGCCCGUGCGCCAGGCAGGCGCUAUCUACCUCAAGAACCUCGUGGUUCAGUUCUGGCAGGAGAAAGAGCCACCACCGCAGACUCAGCCACAACCGCAGCCGCUGCCUUUCCACAUUCAUGAGCAGGAUCGAGCCAUGGUGCGAGAUGCGCUCGUCGAUGCCAUGGUGCAUGCACCCGAACUCAUCCGGGUCCAGCUCUCGUCCUGCCUGGGCUGUGUUCUCAAGUACGAUUUUCCGGGCCGGUGGACAGGCGCUGUGGACAAGGUCUCCAUCUACCUGCAAUCACCUGAAAGUGCCGGCUGGGCGGGCGCGCUCCUGGCCCUGUACACACUUGUCAAGAACUAUGAGUACAAGAAACCUGAGGAGCGGGAGCCCCUGCAUGAGGCGAUGCAGCUACUGCUGCCCCUGCUGCAGCAGCGGCUGGCACAGCUGCUGGCCGACCAGUCAGAAGCCUCCGUGCUCCUGCAGAAGCAGAUCCUGAAGAUCUACUUUGCGCUUGUGCAGUACCACUUUCCCUUGGGGCUCAUCUCACGCGAAGUGUGCACCCAGUGGAUGGAGCUGCUGCGAGUCAUCCUCGAUCGACCAGUGCCCGAUGUGGCCAACCAGGUGGAUGAAGAUGAACGGCCUGAGCUACCCUGGUGGAAAUGCAAAAAGUGGGCCUUCCACAUCGUCACACGCAUAUUUGAGAGAUAUGGCAGCCCUGGAUCGGUGAGCAAGGAGUAUGUGGAGUUUGCCGACUUUUUCCUCAAGGCCUACACCGAAGGAAUCCUCCAGGUGGUGCUUCGCGUGUUGGACCAGCACAGACAGAAGGUCUACAUCUCUCCCAGAGUGCUCCAGCAUGCGCUCAACUACCUACGUCAUGGUGUGUCUCAUGCCUUCUCCUGGAAAUUCCUGAAGCCCCACAUAGUGGGCAUAGUGCUAGAGGUGGUGUUUCCCUUGCUGUGCCACAAUGAUCAGGACGAUGAACUGUGGAAGACAGACCCGCACGAGUACAUUCGGCUCAAGUACGAUGUGUUCGAGGACUUCCUGUCACCUGUGACGGCAGCCCAGAGCCUGGUGCACAUUGUGUGCAAGAAGCGUAAGGGGGUGCUGCAGCGUGCUAUGGCCUUUGUGGUGACCCUGCUGACCAGCCCGGCCUGCUCGCCCCGGCAGAAAGACGGUGCCUUGCAUCUCGUUGGCACUGUGGCUACACUUCUGCUCAAGCGCCGCAUGUACAAGGACCAAAUGGAGGCAAUGCUGGUGGCUCAUGUCUACCCGGAAUUUGGCAGUCCUGAGGGUUUCCUGCGGGCGCGUGCGUGCUGGGUGCUUCACUACUUCUGCGAGAUGCCCUUCCGCACCGAGGCCAACCUACUGCGCGCUGUCGAGCUGCUCACACACUGCCUUUUGCACGAUUCGGAACUCCCAGUGCGUGUCGAGGCAGCCAUAGCCCUUCAGGCCUGCCUCACCUGCCAAGAUAAGGCACAAGUGACUGUGAAGCCCAAGAUCAAAGAGAUUACCAUGGAGCUGCUGAAGAUAAUCCGGGAGACAGAGAAUGAUGAUCUAACCAAUGUCAUGCAGAAAAUUGUCUGCAUGUACGCCGAUGACAUUGCACCCAUUGCAGCGGAGAUGACUCAGCAUCUGGUAGCUACGUUCACCCAAGUGGUGGAAACUGGUGGGGACGGUGAUGAGAAGGCCAUGGUGGCCAUGGGGGUGCUCAACACGCUGGACACCCUGGUGACAGUGCUGGAGGAGCAGCGUGAGUUGGUGGCCAUGCUGGAGCCCACCCUGCUGCAGCUGCUGGUGGGUCAAGUGCUGGGGCAGUCCCUGCUGGAGUUCUACGAGGAGGCCCUCUCUCUGCUCUACUCUCUCUCCUGCCGGGGCCCCCUCUCGGCCGACAUGUGGAAGGCCUUCGAGGCCCUCUACCUCGCCUUCCAGAAGGACGCCUUCGACUUCUUCACUGACAUGAUGCCAGCACUGCAUAAUUUUGUCACAGUGGACACGCCUGGGUUUGUUAGCAAUGAGCACCACCUGCUGGCCAUGUACAAUAUGUGCAAAGCAGUAUUGGAAGGUGACUCUGGUGAAGACCCCAAGUUCCAUGCGCUCAAGCUUCUCGAGGUGAUCAUCCUACAGUGCAAGGGCCAGAUUGAUCAGUGCAUACCCUCAUUUGUGGAAUUGGUCAUCAGGACGCUAGCAGAAGCUGGCGCAGCCAUUGGUCUACAGGUCUUAUGCCAGCAGGUUGUCAUAGCGGCCCUCUACUACAACCCCGUGCUUCUCUUUGAGACGCUAAGCAAGAUCCAGAGGCCAGACACACAGGAAAACCUACUGGACUACUUUGUCAAGAUGUGGCUGGGCAACAUUGAGUACUUCAUGGGGCUGCAUGACCGCAAGAUGUGCGUGCUGGGGCUGUGCACACUGAUCAGCCAGCAGUCACGACCGCAGGCACUUGUAGAGGUGGCACCUCAGGUGGUUCCCUCAUUGCUGGUGCUGUUUGAUGGCCUCAAGAGGGCCUAUGCCUACCGUGCCCAGGAGGAAGAAGAAUCUGAUGAGGAGGAGGAAGAUGACGAUGACUGCGAAAAUGAGGUGCUAGACUCUGACGAGGACGAAAUUGACGACGAGGGUCAGGAGUACUUGGCGAGACUGGCUCGCCGUGCCAAGAAAGGAUCACCAUUCCCGGUAACCUCGGCGACCAUUGAAGAUGACCCAGAUGAAGACGAUGAUGACGAAGACGAGGAAGAUGAAGAAGAAGAAACGGCACUCGAAUCGUACACAACACCUCUCGACGACGAUGAGUGCCCUAUCGAUGAGUACCAGGUCUUCAAGGAAGUCAUGCAAGGCCUUCAGAGUGCAGACCCAAUGUGGUUCAGUGCCCUGACCUCAGGUUUAUCUGCUGAACAGCACAAGUCCCUACAGGAAGUGUAUGUGCUCGCUGACCAGAGGAAGGCAGCCGCAGAGUCAAGACGGAUUGAAAAGAGUGGUGGCUACGUGUUCCAGAACCAGACAGUGCCCACAUCAUUCAACUUUGGUGGUGCUCCUCUCUGCUAGCUGCCACAGCUUAAUGAAGGCAUUCCCUCUUUUUUUCCCAAUUCGCUCUGUGGCUUGCCUUUUGUUUAUCGUUCCUUUUUUAGCCUCUGGUGUUUUUCUUUACUUUGCUGCCUUUUCUCUCGAGACGAGGCUUCUUCUUUCUGCUGUGUGGGACACCGCCAAGAGACACUUUCCUGCCGGUGCGACUGUACCCAGGGAGGCAUUGCACUUGUGGUACUGGACUGUAGAUGCACAGCUGCCGGUGCCACCCAUCCGCUGGGAGUAUGUUCCUAAAUCUACGUCUGCUGCAUUGCUGCCGAUGACACCAGCGGCAGUCUUCGCCCUGUCUGCCUUGAUCGAACUCGUGGAUUGCUGCUUAUGGUUAUCAUCGGUGCUCAAAGGAGUUGGGAGAAACGACUGCCACUUAAAACACCAAAGCGACCUUGUGUGUUGCGGCGAUUUCCCAGGUGUGAGUUGAUAUGUGUGUGGCCACGCACUCGCCCAUUGCCGAGUCUCUCCGGUUCUCAGAUCAGUGGGAGAAUGCUGGUUCGUUCACGGUACGGGAAAAACUGACAAGCUCAGUUUGGCUAUCAACUUCUCUCGUCGUGCCGCUUUCCUCAUCAUCCAGACAGCAUGUGAUGUGGUGACGAGUGUGUGCUGUUUGUGUGCCGGACACAUUUCAGUGAAGCGAAAACUGUGGCAGUAGUAUCCCGGCAGAAGAUUUGUGAGAAGUACAGUUGUUUGUGCAACUCUCUUCCACCUUUGUAGACAUGUGCUUUUCUGGGGGAAAAAAAAUUUGGGGGCCUUUUGUCACAUUCAAGUGUGUAAAGCAUGCAUAUAUUUUGACAGCGAUGGGGCUUUGUUGUACAGCUGCUUGAUUAUGCCCCCCUCGCUUUGUUUCUUGUACCUUUGACCUUCGAUCAUCUGGGCUGCGGCUGUGUGUGCUUGGGCUUCGACCUUUGUGGCUGCAGAACAAGGCUUAGUGGCCAGUAUGCCCAAUUGUAACUCUGUGGGAAAGAGAGUGGGUGGUUGUGGCCUGCAUGAUAAGAGCCACUAGUGUACAAAUUGAAGCAAGUGGUGCGUUGUGAAAAAGAGGCUACUAUUUUUUCCUUUGUCACUCUUAGUGCACGCACUGCAUGGCACCUAGUGUGGUGAUGAAAUGGACAUGGAACACUGAGUGGCAGGGAGACAGAGAUGAAUUUAAAAUGACGGUUGUUGCCUUAAAGGUGUGCAAAAGAGGCUUGCGUGGCAGUCUCGUGUUUUGAAUUUUGCAUUUGGAACUGUGAGAGUACUGGCAAAAAUAAAAUUUAUCAACACAA